Molecule: messenger RNA, 2450 nt
Organism: Coccidioides posadasii C735 delta SOWgp
Lineage: Eukaryota; Fungi; Ascomycota; Eurotiomycetes; Onygenales; Onygenaceae
Source: RefSeq, a predicted model, not a curated record
GGGUGAAGAGAGGACCAUCCCCAAAGCUUGGCAACUAGCAGGCUGCUCAGGCGCCGACAAUGCCCCCAGACUCCUGGGGCCGGAGAUCAGAGAAUCCGAAAUUGCAAGUCAUGUCCGCUGCAUGACUGCAGAUGCUUCGAGGAGGUUUGCCCAGUCUUUUGAACGGCACGGGAGAGCCCAGAUUGGAGCUUUUUUAUUCCUCCCGUACGAGCACUUAGAUCUUUCCCCUCACGGUCCUAAAACUCCUCGGCCAGAGGCCAAGCGCUCUGAGGGAUCUCGCGUUCCGGACCUCGCUUUUGAGGCUCAUCUCAACGAGUCCCAGUGGUAAACGCUCCUUGUGGGCUUGAACGAACCUUGGUGGUACGGAGUAUGGAGUAGUUGGUGGAGAUAUGCGCGCUAUCGCUACAUCAAUGUCGGCUACAACGCCGAACAUGAUGCAUCUCCAAUGUGACACGGAAGAUCUUCACUCCCAAGGGCUUUAUUUGUCAUAUUUAUUGCUCAUUCAUUGUUCUUCGGCGGACGCCUUCGUAAAAUCUUAAUUCUUGACCCUGGUUCUUGGUCUUUCGAUCCCUUUUCCCAUUGGCAUUCACAAUAUGAAUGACAUCUUCUCGUCCCGACAAAACACGAAGCGCAGCAUCCCGGGGAUGUCAGUCCCGUGUCGAGAGCAUGAGGUGAAGAGGAUCGCUCUGUGGCACGAAUGCUGGUGGUGGUCGAUGAAAGUUGUUGGCAAUCUUGUGGUGAAACACGCUAGGAUGCCGAGCUAAAACAAUGAGCACAGCUCAUUAGUGAGUGAAUCGUUGGGGGAAGAAGAGCUUCUCGAUCAGCAAGGCGAAAAUUCGGUCAUCCGAAACUUCUUUGAGCCUUGCGUUUAUUCUUGCUGGGGCUGCUAAAUUCCCACCGUCAGCUAGCAGGAUGAAACAGGAUCUCAGAUCUCCACGGGAUCCUCCCGCAAGCUUCUUGAUCUAGAACCCUUCAGGUUUGCUUGGCCUGGAGAAAUCACACUGUCAUUGGACACCCUAUGUCUAUUUUUGCGCUCACGGAAGUCUCCAAUAAACUGCAGCAGGAAUGGAGAGCUGCAAACUUGACAACUACCUAAUAAACAACACAUUCGGAUCUUCACGUGCCUUGCUACUUGUUACUGGGCUCAAUGAACAGGCCACAAUUCUUCCUGGCCUGCUCUGAAACCCUCACACCUUCAAUCACAUCACUCAGCAAGCUACAUCCUUGUUGAGCCAAGUUUGCAUUAUUAACGGGCUCAGCUACCCCAGACCCAAGUUGAUUGUUCCUCUUCUUCCGACACCCAGAGAGUACCUCUAAUCUUUUCAGCUCGUGGGCCUGCACCAGUUCUCUUCCUGUAAAGAAACAAGCUUCUCUAAGCUUCGCUGUGGGGUUUAAAUAAGCUUGGUCGCGCAGCUUGUCGGCGUGCCAUGAUGAAGGGCAUUCUAAAUUUCCAGCGGCGAGGACGUCGUUCUAAUUUUAAGCCACCUCGCAGCCUCGAAGAAGCGGCAAAUAAUCCGAAUAGAAGCUUCAACAUCAUAGACCCAUACGCUCACACUACGCCCGACUCUCCUAACAGUGAAAGACCCUACAUCGAUCCUCUUACUUCACUGUGCCUUCGAAAUUCAUGCUCGCUCCUUGUUCAGAAUGUUAAAUGCGGCAGAGGCAGCCAGAAUGAAACCAAUUCCGUGAACAAUACUUUAUCGAGCUCUAUCGAGUCGCGCCAACCUCAGCGCCAUUAUCACAGCACACCUCCUAUUUCUACAACAUAUCCAAAAAAUAUGUCCUCAAUAUCCUCUAUGGCUACCGAAAACGCCAAUACAGCACACAUCAAUCGUCUAUCUACUUUGGCCGAAGAACCCACCAUUUAUAGAGAAGAAAGGAACGAUUCUGGGGUGACCAUGAGUGUCGGUAGCAAUGCUCAUGAGCAAAAGGAUACUCAGUACCGGCCAGCCACAGCCAGCGCCUUGAACCCAACCAGCCCAGUGAACUGGGAGCACUUUUCGCUUUCUAGAUCCAAAAACGCAAACAACAUCGACCCCUGGAACAAGUCCACUUCAUCUACAGAGGUUUCAGCAAUCACCGCACUUGGUCAUAGAUUAGGAGCUGAGCAGGCCACUGGACCAUCGCACGCGAACCCGGACGAGCCUCUCACAAACUUCAGGGACUCCCUCGAGCAGCAGUUUGCGAUAGAUACUUCCAUUCCGUUCAACUUUAACAGCGAUGACUGCUCACCGCAUGAUGAGACUUGGUUCACACAUCACAGCAUCUCCUCUUUUACCAACCCAUACGAAGCCCAAAACCGCGCCAGGCAGUCUCGUCUUUCGCUUUUCACCCUGUUCGGCGAACCAACCGAAGACACUCACUCGGCUGUGCCCAACAAACGUCAAAAUCUGUCCUUUGCUAAACGGUUUUCAGCGCACUUUUCCUGGAAAAGGUAUUCAAGAGGCUAG